Molecule: messenger RNA, 2103 nt
Organism: Rhinolophus ferrumequinum (greater horseshoe bat)
Lineage: Eukaryota; Metazoa; Chordata; Mammalia; Chiroptera; Rhinolophidae
Product: acyl-coenzyme A synthetase ACSM4, mitochondrial-like
Exons: 14
Coding region: 86-1867 (593 amino acids)
Biological process (GO): acyl-CoA metabolic process; fatty acid biosynthetic process
Cellular component (GO): mitochondrial matrix
Molecular function (GO): fatty acid ligase activity; fatty-acyl-CoA synthase activity
Source: RefSeq, a predicted model, not a curated record
GGAACCAACUUUCCAGCAGAGACAGAGCUGAGUCUUUGUGAAGGAGCUGAAGGCCUUUCUGGAUCAAUAAUACCAUUUUCUGGCCAUGUGGCACCUCCACACCCAUAUGGGCCCUUUGGGAGCCAUGAAGGCUUUCUCCCACUACCAGGCGUUCAGGUUCCUGUGGCUCGCCAGGCCACCCGGACGGCACUUUCACAGAGACCACCGGCUCUGGGCACCCCUGACUACGGAUGACUUUGAAGCCAUACAUCGCUGUGAGAGGCCUUUGCCGAAGAACUUUAACUUUGCUUGGGACGUGCUGGACCAGUGGUCCCUAAAGGAGAAGACAGGAGAGCGACCAGCCAACCCAGCCCUGUGGUGGGUGAACAACACAGGGGACGAGGUGAAGUGGAGCUUUCAAGAACUGGGCUUCUUGUCCCGGAAGGCUGCCAACGUGCUCACCAAGUCCUGUGGCCUAAAGAGAGGUGACCGCGUGAGCGUCAUUCUGCCCCCAAUCCCAGAGUGGUGGCUCGUCGUCGUGGCUUGUAUACGAACAGGGCUCGUGUUCAUGCCAGGAACCACCCAGCUGACACUGAAAGACAUCCUCUAUCGGCUGCAAGUCUCCAAAGCCAAGUGCAUUGUGGCCGGUGAGGAGGUGGUCCCGGUGGUGGAGUCCAUCGAGUCCCAGUGUCCCCACUUGAAGACCAAACUCUUGGUGUCCCCACACAGCCGGAAGGGGUGGCUCAGCUUCCAGGAGUUGUAUCGAUCCGCCUCUGCAGAGCACAGCUGUGUGGAGACAGCAAGUCAAGAGCCGAUGGCCAUUUAUUUCACCAGCGGGAGCACAGGUUUUCCCAAGAUGGCCCAGCACUCUCAGAGCAGCCUUGCCAUUGGGUACACCCUCACUGGAAAGUACUGGCUGGAUCUGAGGCCCUCAAAUGUCAUGUGGAACCUGUCCGACAACAGCUGGAUCAAAGCCGCCAUGAGCAGCCUGUUUGCUCCCUGGCUUCUCGGAGCCUGCGUCUUUGUGCAUCGGAUGCCCCAGUUUGACCCUGACACCCUCCUAGAUACGCUUACCCGUUACCCCAUCACGACCCUGUGCGCUGCUCCCACUGUGUACCGGAUGCUUGUACAAAAAGACCUCCAGAGAUAUAAAUUCCAGAAGCUGCAGCACUGCUUGACGGGAGGGGAGCCGCUCAACCCAGAGGUGGUGGAACAGUGGAAGCAGCAAACGGGACUGCAGCUGUACGAGGGCUACGGGCAGACAGAAGUGGGACUAAUUUGUGCCAAUGAGAAAGGACAAGAAAUUAAACUGGGCUCGAUGGGGAAACGAAUGCCACCCUAUGAUGUCCAGAUUAUCGAUGAAAAAGGCAACGUCCUCCCACCUGGCGAGGAAGGAGAAAUUGCCAUCAGACUCAAGUCUACCUGGCCCUUCUGUUUCUUCUCUGAAUAUGUGGACAAUCCAGAGAAAACCGCCAACACAGUAAGAGGGGAUUUCUAUGUCACUGGAGAUAGAGCAGUGAUGGAUAGCGAUGGGUAUUUCUGGUUUGUCUGCAGAAAUGAUGACGUCAUCCUAUCCUCUGGGUACCGUAUUGGGCCAUUUGAAGUGGAGAGCGCACUGCUGGAGCACCCAGCCGUUGCUGAGUCAGCCGUGGUCAGCAGUCCCGAUCCCAUCAGAGGAGAGGUCGUGAAAGCUUUUGUCGUCUUAUCUAAACCCUUUCAAUCAAGCAACCCAGAGAAAUUAACUCUUGAACUUCAGGAUCAUGUGAAAAAAUCAACUGCACCUUACAAAUAUCCAAGAAAGGUGGAAUUUGUUCAAGAACUCCCAAAGACAACCACUGGGAAAAUCAAACGCAACGUCUUAAGAAACCAUGAAUGGGGACGAACCUAGCCUGAUAGGAAACUGAGGCAUGAAGAAGUUACAGGGUUGCUUUCUUAGUCCUGGCUUUCUGACAAUUCAGUGAUCACUGUCAUAAAAUUUUUCCUGGUUGAAAACUCAACUGAGUUUGUGUUUUGUACUUAGUCAAAAAAUAAAUAACAAUCUAAAAAUUAUUUGGGAAGAAAACUGUUGACGACCAAACUCACGAAAUGAUUAUGAUUUGUAGUGUUUAAAACUGCAGGGGUCAA